GACACCCUCUUUCUCAUUCCCCUGCCAAGGCACCUUACUGUCUCAAAGUUGACACCAUUUCUUCAUCAAAAUGUCGACAUCUCUCUUUCUCUCUCAUCUCUCUCUCUAUAUCCAUACGUUACCGGUAAUCUGUGCGCCGCUACGCACGAUAAAUCAUAAAAGCCCCUCUCCACCCAGAAUCUUCAAUCUAUAAUCUGCCUAUCGGCUAUCACUCUCUCAGGCCGAGUUUCCACUGCAUCGAGAUUCGCCACCGCAAAUAUAACAACAGAAUAGAGUUUUCUGUUCUCUUCUCUAAUCAUGUCACUCGUUGAGGGCCUUCUUCCGUUUUGCAUGGAUCAAAUUAGAGCGAAGACGAAGGUCUUCACAGACUCCUUUUUGCAGAAUGUCUCUCAAUCUUUGUCUAACCACAGCUGUGGCAAUUCUGAAAAAGAGUUAGGGGACUGCCAAGACAGCGGAUCUGCUUUCAUCCUUAAAAUGAUUGCUAUUGCAGCUAUUCUCAUUGCUGGUGCAUUUGGAGUUUCAGUCCCAUUAAUUGGCAGGAAGCGACGGUUCCUUCAAACAGAUUCUAAUCUCUUUGUUGCUGCCAAAGCCUUUGCAGCUGGUGUCAUCCUUGCCACCGGCUUUGUUCACAUGUUACCUGAUGCAACUGAGCAACUGACUAAUCCCUGUCUACCUGAAUAUCCUUGGUUGAAAUUCCCAUUCUCUGGAUUUAUUGCAAUGAUGGCAGCACUAGCUACAUUGGUUGUUGAUUUUGUUGGGACCCAGUAUUAUGAAAAGAAGCAAGAGAAACAAAGUCAAACAGCACAUAUUGAAUCUGUGGAUUCAGAGUCUGACACUGUAAUUGUUCCAGUGGAGACAAAAGGGAGGAAUGGGAAGUUGUUUGGGGAAGAAGAAGGAGGCGCAAUUCACAUUGUUGGGAUGCAUGCACAUGCAGCUCAUCAUAGACAUAGCCACUCUCAAGAAGCAGGUGCAUGUGAAGGCCAUACAAAGGAGCAUUCACAUGGUCAUUCACAUUCCCACUCACACAGUUUUGGUCAUGGGGAUGAGGAAAAUGGUGUGAGGCAUGUAGUUGUUUCGCAGGUUUUGGAACUUGGUAUAGUAUCUCACUCGAUGAUUAUUGGUCUAUCGCUUGGGGUUUCAGAAAGUCCAUGCACAAUUAGACCCUUGAUUGCAGCACUAGCAUUCCAUCAGUUCUUUGAAGGGUUUGCUUUAGGAGGAUGCAUUUCGCAGGCCCAGUUUAGGACUCUACGCUCCACUCUAAUGGCCACGUUUUUUGCUGUAACAACCCCCUUAGGGAUUGCUGCGGGCCUGUGUGUUUCCUCAUUCUAUAAUCCGAGUAGCCCUAGAGCGAUGGUAGUGGAGGGCAUCUUCGACUCUAUCUCUGCCGGAAUCCUAGUCUACAUGGCUUUGGUGGACUUAAUUGCCGCCGAUUUCUUGAGCAAAAAGAUGAGCUGCAAUACCAGGCUUCAGAUAGCUUCAUAUUUUUGCCUGUUUUUAGGGUCUCUACUGAUGUCAUCUCUGGCAAUAUGGGCUUGAAUUCACAUAAUUUGUUGCAUGCAUAUGCUGUUUAGCUUUUGUUGUUUUCUUAGGAAAUCCAAUAAAAGCAUUGUUUGUGUUCUUUUAUUUCUUUCUAAUAUGGGUGAGGAAAGUGAUGGUUGAUAACCUAGUGGGUGAAGGUGGUGGAGGAGUUGAAAAGCGAAUGCCAAAUUUGAAUUUAUAAAAAAGUUAAGAAAUGCUAUUAUUCUUUCUAUUUCAA
Molecule: messenger RNA, 1756 nt
Organism: Ipomoea nil (Japanese morning glory)
Lineage: Eukaryota; Viridiplantae; Streptophyta; Magnoliopsida; Solanales; Convolvulaceae
Product: zinc transporter 4, chloroplastic-like
Exons: 4
Coding region: 298-1536 (412 amino acids)
Biological process (GO): zinc ion transmembrane transport
Cellular component (GO): plasma membrane
Molecular function (GO): zinc ion transmembrane transporter activity
Source: RefSeq, a predicted model, not a curated record